GAGAUCACGGCUCCCGCGGUUUAAGGGAAGAUGGGAGCCUGCGGACACCCGGCACUGCUAGGGCGGAGGGUCAGCUCACACCCCCACUGUGGGUCCCCCACCAGCAGCCAUGGGCCAGAGCAUGCUCCUGUCCUGCCUGGGGUUGGCUUGCUGUCUGCUGCUGCUGCUGGCAGGCUCCGAAGCGCUGGGGAGCAGAGGAAAAGAACAGAGUUCCCAGGAAGAGGAUCAUGGUGCAGUGGCAGAGGGGGGACCAUGGGGCACAGCAAAGUACCAAGCCCUGAAGAAGCACUUCGGAGCUGUGGGUGCUCUCUCCAAGCAGUACUGGCAGUUGCUGGCUUGCAAGGUCUGGCAGGAGGGCUGUGAAGAAGAGCGGGAGGAAGAUGAGGCCGGUCUCCAUCCAGGUUGGAGCUUGCCCCUGGUGGGCCAGGAUUACCUAGAGAUCCUCUCUUCCUGGUACUGCAGCUUUGGCAAGUGCUGUGAGACUGGAGACUGCAGGGUAGUCAACAACAUCACAGGACUAGAAUUGGACCUGAAUGGACAACUCCAUGGGCAGCACUUGGCCAAAGAAGUUGUUGUCCAGGCAGUGCGAGGGUUUCUGCAGAGCCCACGGCCAGAGAAGGCUCUAGUCCUGUCCUUCCACGGCUGGUCUGGCACAGGCAAGAACUUUGUGGCCCGGAUGGUGGCCAGUCACCUAUAUCGGGAUGGGCUGAAGAGUGAAUGUGUCAGGAUGUUCAUCUCUCUCUUCCACUUCCCCCAUCACAAUUACGUGGACUCAUACAAGGUUCAGCUGAAGAAGCAAAUAAGCGAGACCAUACAGCUCUGCAAGCAGUCCCUGUUCAUCUUUGAUGAAGCCGAGAAACUUCAUUUGGGCCUUCUGGACACAAUCAAACCCUUCAUGGCUCGCUAUGACAACAAGGGCCAGGUGGAUUACCAGAGGUCCAUCUUCCUCUUUCUCAGCAAUAUUGGUGGCAACACCAUCAAUGAGGUAGCCCUGGACUUCUGGCGAGCCGGGCGGGCACGGGAAGAGAUUUCCAUGGAGUUCCUGGAGCAGCAGCUGCGGCUGGAGUUGCUGGAACCUGCAGACAACAGUUACGCCCGCAGCCACUUCCUUGAAGAGAACCUCAUUGACUUCUUUGUGCCGUUCCUGCCCUUGGAGUAUCGCCACGUGAAACUGUGUGCAAGGGAUGCUUUCCUGGCCCGUGGACUUCCAUACACAGAGGCAGCCCUUGAUGAGGUGGCCAAGAUGAUGGUGUUUGUCCCCAAAGAGGAGAAACUUUUCUCAGCACAGGGCUGUAAAUCUGUAUCUCAGCGUAUCAAUUACUUUCUUCCCUGAACACUAGGUGGGACUAUGCCAGUGAUGAAGGUGGUUCUGCAUACUUAGAGCUGCUCUCCGUUCUCAAGAUCAGGCAAGCAGAUUACCCAGCUGCACACUUGCACUGGGACAGAAACUUCACUCCUUGUUACUGUGAGGGCUGUUUGCAGGGAAGUGCACCCUGCUGAAUCUUACUGAUGGGACACUGGGACAGCCUGCACUUGACUGUGUUUUAAGUCAUCCAGUGUUUUUAAGUCCCAUCUUUUAGCAGGUAUUAGCCUGAAGUAGUGAUUUGGUUGUGCUGAUAGAAGCUGUGUUUCAGGUGAGCAGUGGUGCCCCAAUCCUUGCUUUGUUACAGUGUAGUGAAGGCCUUGGACCGACUGGUGUUAGUGAGACAGUCCAGCCGAAACUGCUCCCUCUUCCCUGCCCCAUCUUUCUCAGUCGCUUUACAAGCUCUCACACUGCACCCAGCUGUAUGCUGGAGUUUUCUCUGUUGCUCUCCUGCAUUCACAAGAUUGUCUGCCAUGACACACAUGACAAGUUCAUGCUUUUGAGUAAGGAGGCCCUUGCGUGAAGAAAACGACAGAGUAAUCAUCUCCUCUGGAGAUGUAAGACCCUUAGGCUCUUGCUUUGGAGUGUCCUUGCUCUCCCCUUUCCCAUUGGAGUCUUCCGUUGUAUGGAAGCAACUAUGGGGAUGAGGUGAACAUAGGGCAUGUGCUGAGACUGAAGUUAUUUUUCUAAGCAGUUUGAAGGGCUGUUUGCUCCACAGCAGGAGCUGGUUUAGGGAGAGGUGAACUCCACUCUCAAGGACAAAGGGCUGUUGAAGAGGAUAGUGAUCAAAAGAAGAGGUUACCGUUGAGUUCUGGAUUGCAGAGAUGGAGUAAGGGUUUUUUUAUUAUUUUUUAAUUUAAGUAAGUAUGUUGCAUGCUGUAGCUUUAGGCUAGUAUCAGUAUUACUACACAAAGGGGCUGUUUGCUGUCUGGGUACUUGCCAAAUGAUAAGUAUGUUACAGCAGGACCAAAAAAUUUCAACAGUGUUACAGGAAUUGCUUUGUGACCUCUAGGUCAAAACUCCCUUCCAACACAGCCAUGCUAAGGAAGAUCAGGAGAAACAGCACAUGCCAAGGACAGUGUUUAGUUACCUGGCCACUGGAUGUGUGGCCUUUGGUCUAUUUUAAGCUUUGAACGGCGCUGCGAUGCCAGUGGUGAGUAGCACGACCUCUGGGAAAAGAUUGACCAGACAUACUUAAUACUACUGCAGACCGCAGGUUAGUGUUUCCCUCCUGGCCUGCUGGCUCGUUAUCUAAUGAGGCUUCAUAGUCCAAGGCAGGCAGAUGGGCCAGCUGCUUUCUUCUCUUCAUGCAAAGUUACUUUAAACCUAUCUGGUGUUUGACUCUGGACUGGGACCUUAAGGUUUAUGCCAGCCUGCACUUACUUUAUGAGCUUUGGUUUAUGGCUGAUCAUCUGAUCACAAGCCUCAAUCCUAAUGCUGCAGCCUAAGAGAAGAGGGAGAUGUGCACAGGGAAGUCAGCUGACAAAGUCAGAAUGCAGCAUGACAGGAGCACACCUCAGGUGCUGUGUUAUAACUAACUAACCUGCUUAGUUAAUUUUCUAAGACAGGAUGAGUUAAGAUUUUUUAAAAAAUAGAAAAGAAUCCUUAGCUGUUCAGACUGCUGCUUAGAGUGGAAGACAGUGGCUUUGACAAGCAUUUCAACAGUGGUGGGCUUGUAUGAAGUUGGCAUGUUGAACAGUUCUUCUUACCAUUAUUGAUUUAAAUGAAGGCAGUGUUAGUAAUGAGGGCAACUAUUAAACUGAUGAUGCAAGACCCUGCAUGCUGGUGGGUCACAUCGGGGCGUAUGGGUCACACCAGGGUGUAUGUUUGAGAGUUAAGUGAGCAUUUGAUUAUGCAACUGCAGUACCAGGAACCACUUUCCCAUGACCACUCCAUGGCACCAUUAAGUUCAGUUUUAAAGGCAUAAAUAAAGAUGAUUGAUUGCUUUUCUUUGCAAA
Rhea pennata is the source of this 3321-nucleotide messenger RNA. RefSeq names its product torsin family 3 member A (gene TOR3A). Gene Ontology annotation, molecular function: ATP binding; ATP hydrolysis activity. The coding region runs from base 110 to 1333 and encodes 407 amino acids. NCBI's taxonomy places the organism in Eukaryota, Metazoa, Chordata, Aves, Rheiformes, Rheidae. The transcript has 6 exons. Gene Ontology annotation, cellular component: endoplasmic reticulum lumen; nuclear envelope. The record is from RefSeq and is a predicted model, not a curated record.